AUGUCGAAUACCGCAACUACUGACAGGUCUACUGAAGACUCUGAGUAUGUGGACGAGAAGCAGACCAAUAUUUCCCAGGGUAACACCGAUGUUGACUACACUUCCAAAGAACAUGACCUUACGAAACUUGAUUCGAAGCGUGUGACUGCCGAAAAAUCACUGGGUGAAGAUGAUCCAUUCAAGAACAUCCCUCCGGCAGAGGCUGAGAUCCUGCGACGACAAGUUGAGGUACCGCCCGUUCAAGUUGGUAUCAAGACCUUGUAUCGCUAUGCGACUACCACCGACUUGAUCAUUAUUGCAAUCUCCGCUCUUUGCGCCAUCGCUGCUGGUGCUGCUCAACCGUUGAUGACUGUUAUCUUCGGUAACCUUGCUGGUCAAAUUUCUUCGUUCUCCGCUGGCGGCAGUGCGUUGGAAGACUUCCGCAGCAAACUCUCUCACAAUGUCCUUUACUUCGUCUACUUGGCUAUUGCUAAGUUCUUCACAACCUACAUCUCGACUGUUGGAUUCAUCUACACCGGAGAGAAGAUCAGCGCACGGAUUAGAGAGGAGUAUCUCGCUGCUUGCUUGCGCCAGAACAUUGGCUUCUAUGACAAGCUCGGUGCGGGUGAGAUCACCACUCGCAUCACAGCUGAUACGAACCUUAUCCAAGAUGGUAUUUCCGAAAAAGUCAGCCAGAGUCUCGCUGCGAUCGCAACUUUCAUCACCGCCUUCAUCAUUGCUUUCGUCAAAUACUGGAAACUCGCCCUGAUUCUCUGCUCCAUCAUCGUUGCGAUUGUGGUCGUUUUGGGUGGCUGCGGCAAGUUCAUGGUAAAGUACAACAAGCAAUCACUGUCUGCUUAUGCCCUUGGAGGAACCGUGGCCGAGGAGGUUCUUUCGUCCAUUCGAAACGCCGUGGCCUUUGGCACACAAGAGAAGCUGGCUUUGCAGUACGAUGCGCACUUGGCCGAAGCUCAAAAGUGGGGCUUUAGACAGAAGUCUGUUCUGAGCGGUAUGAUGGGAUUCGCCAUGUGGGUGGUCUAUCUCAGCUACGGCUUAGCCUUCUGGCAAGGUUCUCGCUUUCUCGUUGAUGGUGAAGUUGGCAUUGGUGCAAUUCUCACCAUCAUUCUUGCUAUGUUGAUCGCGUCUUUCAGUCUCUCCAAUGUUGCCCCCAAUGUCCAGGCUUUCACGACUGGACUUGCUGCUGCCGUGAAGGUUUUCGACACUAUUGACCGCGUCUCGCCACUUGAUCCCAAAUCAGAGACCGGUGACCGGUUGGAGCACGUUGAAGGAAGCAUUGAACUCCGCAAUGUCAAGCACAUUUACCCUUCGCGCCCCGAGGUGUGUGUCAUGCAAGAUGUCAGUCUGUCCAUUCCUGCGGGUAAGAAGACUGCUUUGGUCGGUUCCUCCGGAUCAGGAAAGUCAACGAUCGUCGGUCUCAUUGAGCGUUUCUACGACCCAGUCGCUGGUACUCUCUACCUUGACGGUCAUGACAUCUCGACUUUGAAUCUCCACUGGUUACGGCAGCAGAUUUCUUUGGUGAGCCAGGAACCAACUUUGUUCGGAACCACCAUCUUCGAAAAUAUCGCCCACGGUCUCAUCGGCACAAAGUUCGAGAAUGAGAGCGAGGAACGCCGGAAGGAACGAAUCUUCGAGGCUGCAAAGAUGGCAAACGCCCAUGACUUUGUCAGCGGACUACCGGAUGGAUAUGAGACUAAUGUUGGUGAGAAGGGUUUCCUGCUUUCUGGAGGACAGAAGCAGCGUAUUGCGAUCGCUCGUGCGAUGGUCAGCGACCCGAAGAUUCUUUUGCUUGAUGAAGCCACCUCAGCACUCGACACAAAAUCCGAAGGUGUUGUUCAAGCCGCGCUGGAAGUCGCCGCGGAGGGCAGAACCACAAUCAUCAUCGCCCAUAGAUUAUCUACUAUCAGAGAUGCCGACAAUAUUGUUGUCAUGUCCGAAGGCCGUAUUGUCGAACAGGGUACCCACCAUGAGCUCAUUGAACAGAAGGGCACAUACUGCAGUCUUGUUGAGGCACAGAGAAUCGGAGGCACAAAAGAUUCGACACCUCAAGAAGAGGAUUCACUUGAUGACGAGGCACUGUCAGAUGAGCUCAACGAUGAGAAGAGCCCCGUGGAUAAAGUUCUCUCUCGCAAGCUUACGCUCGAUCGCACCAACACGCAGAAAUCCCAGUCUAGUCAGGUUCUGCGGAAUCGUCAGCCGGAAAUUGGGCCGAGGUACUCUAUGUGGACUCUUAUCAAGUUCAUUGCCUCGUACAACAGCAGCGAAUGGAAAGUCCUGCUAGUUGGUCUUUUCUGGGCCGGUAUCUGUGGUUGUGGUAACCCAACUUCUGCUGUCCUGUUUGCGAAGGAGAUUAUUUCUAUGUCAGCUUACGGAGUAUCGGCAACUGGCGCUGAGGUUCGAUCAAGCAGUGACUUUUGGAGCUGGAUGUACUUCAUGCUGGCGUUUGUGCAAUUUAUCGCUUUUGUCUCUCAGGGUGUGAUCUUUGCCUGGUGCUCCGAGAAACUCGUCCAUCGAGUCAGAGAUGCCGCCUUCAGAAGCAUGCUUCGCCAGGAUAUUUGCUUUUUCGACAAGGACGAAAAUACCGCAGGUGCUCUUACCUCUUUCCUCAGUACUGGCACCACUAGCGUUGCUGGUCUCAGUGGCGCUACUCUGGGAUCCAUCCUUACUUGUCUGACUACACUGGUUGCCGCCAUCUCUCUUUCGUGCGCUAUUGGCUGGAAGCUGGGACUUGUGACUACAUCUACUAUCCCUGUUUUGAUUGGAUGUGGUUUCUUCCGAUUCUGGAUUUUGGCUCGAUUCCAGGCCCGUGCUAAGAAGGCCUACGAGUCCUCCGCCAGCUAUGCAUGCGAGGCCACCUCUGCCAUUCGCACCGUCGCUUCAUUGACUAGGGAAGACGAUGUUCUUGUGCACUACCAGGCUGCAUUGGCUGCGCAGGGCAAAAAGAGUCUUCACUCGGUUUUGAAGUCUUCAACCCUGUUUGCUGCGUCCGAAUCCCUCACUUUCCUUUGCAUGGCGUUGGGCUUCUGGUAUGGUGGUACCCUCAUUACCAAUGGCGAAUAUACCAUCCAACAAUUCUUCAUUUGUUUCCCUGCUAUCAUUUUCGGAGCCCAAUCCGCUGGAAGUAUGUUCGCAUUCGCACCAGACAUGGGCAAAGCACAAGAGUCCGCUCGCGAGUUGAAAACACUCAUCGACUUCAAGCCAUCAAUCGAUACUUGGUCGACCGAAGGAGAGAAGGUGAAUGAGAUCGAAGGACGCAUUGAAUUCCGUGACGUCCAUUUCCGUUACCCAACCCGGCCUGAGCAGCCUGUUCUCCGUGGUCUCAACCUCACCGUUGAGCCUGGUCAGUACGUCGCAUUGGUUGGCGCUUCGGGUUGCGGAAAGUCUACCACCAUCGCUCUUCUCGAACGUUUCUAUGAUCCACUUGUCGGAGGUGUCUUCGCCGAUGGCAAGGAGGUUUCCUCUUUGAAUCUGCCAGAAUACCGAUCAUUCCUCGCUCUUGUGUCCCAGGAACCUACUUUAUACCAAGGCACCAUUCGUGAGAACAUUCUCCUGGGUACCACUCUCAAAGAUGUCCCCGAUGAGAAAAUCGAAGUCGCGUGCCGCGAAGCGAACAUCUACGAUUUUAUCAUGUCUCUGCCAGAUGGUUUCUCUACCAUCGUCGGUAACAAGGGAGCCAUGUUGUCUGGAGGCCAGAAGCAGCGUAUCGCUAUUGCCCGUGCCCUUCUUCGGAACCCAAGAAUUCUUCUUUUGGACGAGGCUACCAGUGCGCUAGACUCGGAGUCUGAGCGGGUUGUGCAGGCUGCCCUCGAUAAGGCUGCCAAGGGACGCACUACCAUUGCUGUUGCUCACCGGUUGUCGACUAUCCAACGUGCCGAUGUCAUCUAUGUCUUUGACCAAGGCCGAGUGGUUGAGGCCGGAACACAUGGAGAGUUGAUGAAGCUUGGCGGCAAAUACUUUGAAUUGGUGAACUUGCAGAGCUUAGCAUCAUAG
This is a messenger RNA of Penicillium pulvis, 3987 nucleotides long. Its product is annotated as ABC transporter permease/ATP-binding protein. The coding region runs from base 1 to 3987 and encodes 1328 amino acids. Gene Ontology annotation, molecular function: ABC-type transporter activity; ATP binding; ATP hydrolysis activity. The transcript has a single exon. Gene Ontology annotation, biological process: transmembrane transport. Gene Ontology annotation, cellular component: membrane. Lineage: Eukaryota; Fungi; Ascomycota; Eurotiomycetes; Eurotiales; Aspergillaceae. The record is from RefSeq and is a predicted model, not a curated record.